Klebsormidium nitens is the source of this 2823-nucleotide messenger RNA. NCBI's taxonomy places the organism in Eukaryota, Viridiplantae, Streptophyta, Klebsormidiophyceae, Klebsormidiales, Klebsormidiaceae. The record is from the annotation of a GenBank genome assembly.
AACGACUUGUAGGAGGCGCUGCGGCUGUGCACCUCUAUAGCAGUGAGACGUCUCAGUGGAUUGUGACGCGUCGAGGCUCAAUAUGGCUGCGUUGCUUGAGAGCCCGUGUGGUGCAACGAGUGAGGUUGCAGGGAGGAGUGAGGGAGUCUUCAGCAACGACGAGAUGACCAUGCGCAGAAAAGGCGAGCUGAGCGAGUGGGUAGGAGGGCGGGUGAAAAUUUCUCAGCAGCGCCGCCUUUGGCAGGCGCUCAACGCUGCUCAGCAAACUCUUUUGAAUUGAGUGUUGAAGCGACCAGAAUGAACAAGCGCCAAAGUGAGGCGCUUUUGUUCAAGAGGCUCGCUAGAGGCGACUAUCUGGCGUCGCUGACUCAUCUUUGAAUUGUUUCCUUGCCUUGUCUCAAAGUUCUUUUCAGUUUUCUCGCUCGUCCUGAGGAACUCAAGUCGGACCAGGCACCGAAGCAGGACGCCUCAGCUCUUUGACAUACAAGGGCUUCGCACCCACGCUUGAAAAGUUCGUAAGAAUUCCCUAAGAGUUCCACAAUACCGUCCAUAGAAUCGUACUAACCGCCCGUGGGCGCUGGCCGUAUCUUCGGUCGGCGGCAGCGCGGCCGCGAUGGCCGCGGCUAGCCGGCCGCGGCCGCACCGGGCCGGGCGGCUUGCGACUGGCGGCCGCGAACGUCGGCAAAGAACGUGCUUGAAGCACGCGCCAGGGACGAAAGGUCUGCUCAACUGAAAGUACUAGGGACGCUGCGCUUCCUCGACGUUCUACAGCUUUCGCGAGGCUUGCGUCACAAGCUUUGCCCUCCUUCUCAAAACUGCAUAGACGAUUGCAAGGAUGGAAUGCUUCAGCGGGAUGAUGCACUUCGCGGAUGGCAAGAAGCUGACACCACAGCAAUUUCAGUACCUCAUGCUUUUCUGCAACAUCCCGAGAUUCAAGCGGAACGUGGAGCUCUUGAAAAGCCACUCUGAUCCGCUCAGAGAGGCGGUGGGACUGCCGUUGGGAGAGGAGGGGGAGUACUUUGUGAGCAGCCAAGAGUAUGAAGGAUUGUCAGAAGAACUGAAGGAAGCCGUUCGCAACUUCUCCAACAAGUUAAAUGGGGUUCGCUGGUACAACGGUGCGGGCAUCAGUGUCGAAUGCGAAACACCUGCCGGUGUUCCGGACUUGUAUUGGUGUCACUGGAGGCCCUCAACCACCUACAGGGGAAUCAAGUGGAUAGGUUACUUCGGCAAAAGUAUCACGUUUUUUCAUGCGACCGAGUGGAUGCAAUGGAUCUCCAAAAACAUCCUGCAGAAGUGGGGGCUGCGGCUUGAAGGAGAGAUUUGGUACCAAGGUGAAAACAGAUCACUAACGGGCAGAUUUGUAGCGACCACAACUGGAAAGAUCACAAAGCAGGAUGCGAGGUCGAGCCGGAUGCAGAACCUGCUGGGUGCCGCAGCUAGAAACGAUGUUGCGCUGGCCAAAAGUCUGCCCCGAGCGCAGCUUACGAGGAGAGACGCUUUUGGGAGAACGCCGUUGAUGCUGGCCGCGUGCUUCGAAGCUUAUGAGAUGCUGGAAUGGCUGACGGAGCAAUCGUCUUCCGAAGAGCUGUACCUGGAUCAGGCGAAAUGCACGCCCGGGACGAUGAACGGCCUUGACUUCGAAAAGGAGACUCUCUUCCAUCUCCUCGCGCGCCUCGACCUCCAAAAUCCCGCCUUCCAGCGCGCCCUGAAACACCUUUCCGCGCACCCCGUUCCGCCGGAAGCGCUGAGCUCCUUCACCGGAGAGCACCUCGACGGACCAACACCCCUGGGCCUUGCAAUUGAGCGGGGAAACCGGGUCUUCGCGGAGUGGCUGAUAGCGAAGGGGGCUGACGUCAACUUCCACGGGUGGGGUUUCAACUUCAACCCGGAAGGCGAGAGCUACUACUCUUAUCCGCUGAUGACUGCCGCAGCCGUAGAGGAUCCUUACUUCGUAGAGCUGCUGUUGAACAAGGGAGCUCGCAUCGACUGCGAGAACGAGCCCAGACAGUCCCUCGUAGGCAGCACGCUUGGCAAGAUGACCCCGCUUCAGUUGGCUGCAUACAUGGGCCGCUUCGAAAACGUGCGCCUUUUGGCCUACUACGGCGCACGAUUCGAAGACACGUGGCUGAGCCAGUUCACCACGAGCCGCGAUGACCCGGAGGACAUCGCCGAGCUCACUGCUCAAACGGUGCGGCAAGGCGUGAUCUACCGGGAUUACAGUAAACCAUGGAAAAGCGCGGAAGCGCUCAAAGACGCACUGAAAAGGUUCGACGCAGCGGCACGGGAGGGCCUCUCCCGCCGCAGACUGCUGGUGGUGUCUGGGAUGACGCGCCGAACGGUUCCGAGACUUCCGGAGCAUUUGCUCAAGCACGUUAUGGAGCUGGCAGGUCUGUUUCCGGUCGUGCAGUUUCCUGAAGAUCGGCAGCUGCAGGCUCGAGCGGAGAAGUCCAUAGCAAAGUACUGACGAAAUUGGUACGAGUCACUUUUGGGAUGAGCGCUUCCAGGGAUGUGGCACGGGUCUAGGUGGGGCAGCAAGAAUUGACCACUGCAAUUACAGUUACCAUGGACUACAGCAUUAGCUGAAGGGCCGAAUCCAUACCAUUUCUUUUUACGCCUGGAACUCAUUAGACUUUCCAUGAAGCUUGCCGCUGAAUUUUUCUUAUGGUAUUCUUAGGCCGCCCGUCACCUCGGCCGGGCACUUAGACAAGCUUUUACCUAACAGCUGAUUGUUUGAGCAACGCACUGUUUAACGAUCAAUCAGGCAAUCAACACUGAAUUGUGUACGUAAGCCCAUUCCCAGUCUGGCGGGAUGGCGGCCGGGCC